UGAUUCAAAGGCUGCUCACUAGUACCUAUGACCCUGGGUGCUGGGGUCUUUGGGCAUCUGGCCAGUGCGCCAGGCUGGCCUGAAGGGGUUCCUCCGCCAAGGAAGCCUCUGCUUGGCCCUCCUUUGGUUUCAGGAGCCCCUCCCAGGGCCACUAUUCCCUGGAACCUGAUGGCAUCAAAUGAUGACUUUGGCUCAUAUUAUCCUGGCAAUCCUCAACCUGGGGACCUGAUUGAAGUAUUUCGUCCAGGUUACCAGCACUGGACUUUAUAUCUGGGUGAUGGCUAUGUCAUCAACAUGGCCCCAACAGAGGACAGCUCCCCUGUUCCAUUUACAAGUGCUAAAUCCGUAUUUAGCAAAAAGGCCCUGGUACGGAUGCAGCUCUUGAAAGACGUAGUGGGGACCGACACUUACAGGAUCAAUAACAAAUAUGAUGAUGUGUACCCGCCGCUGCCACUAGAUGAAAUCAUCCGCCUGUCGGAAUUCCUUAUUGGCCAGGAGGUGUCUUAUGACCUGCUGGUCAACAACUGCGAGCACUUUGUGACUUUGCUCCGAUAUGGAGAAGGGAUUUCAGAGCAGGCCAACCGAGCUAUUGGUGCCAUUGGGAUUGUAACUGCUGCUGCCGGCGCCUUCUCCCUCCUUGGCUUGUUUCCGAGCAAACAAAGGACUGGCCUUCUGGGGAACAGGUAUAAGAGGAAUUUACUUGGAAAUGAAGAUAAUGUUACAAAAGAGUAACAAGUUUGACUUCAGAAGAACUGGAAUUGAAUGCUGGCUCUCCUACUAACGUACAACCUGUCUGACCUUUACCUCCCUGGGCCUCCCUUUCUUUAUCUGGAAAAUGAAGGGGGUUGAUGAGAUGACCUCUCAGUUCCCUUCCAGCUUUGAAUCUCAUGACCCUAUGAACAUUUGUCUGUGAACGGAAAAGGAAAGAAUUGGGACAGACCAUAGUGUGGCCAUCA
Phascolarctos cinereus (koala) is the source of this 956-nucleotide messenger RNA. Lineage: Eukaryota; Metazoa; Chordata; Mammalia; Diprotodontia; Phascolarctidae. The record is from RefSeq and is a predicted model, not a curated record.